Molecule: messenger RNA, 3736 nt
Organism: Magallana angulata
Lineage: Eukaryota; Metazoa; Mollusca; Bivalvia; Ostreida; Ostreidae
Product: grainyhead-like protein 1 homolog
Exons: 18
Coding region: 366-3182 (938 amino acids)
Biological process (GO): regulation of transcription by RNA polymerase II
Cellular component (GO): nucleus
Molecular function (GO): RNA polymerase II cis-regulatory region sequence-specific DNA binding; DNA-binding transcription activator activity, RNA polymerase II-specific
Source: RefSeq, a predicted model, not a curated record
ACAGAAGAAUUGUAAAGAGGCCAUAGACACUGAAGAACAUUUCUCAUAACGAAAGACUUUGUCCAAACAUCUUCUUGUUAGCUCAGAAAUCUUUCUACAAUGAAUAUUUUUCCUGCCCGUUAAAGGCUUCUGGCAGUUGUGCUUAGCAUGCGCGAUCCGUUUUGUUCAUGAAUUCUAACGUUCGUACCAAAGCGAUCAGUCUUGUACACAUGAAUGGGCAAUUCACAGAAGCGCAUUAACAACGCCGACUUGAUCGACGUCGUUGUAUUGGGACGAUUGUAUGAAACUAGUUUCAAUAUAGUGUGUUUAAAACUGGCGAGACUCGAAACUUGAAAGACAAGUUUGUCAGGAUUUUGGAAUAUAGAAUGAGCCGCGAUUCUAGUUCGGGCCAGGACACACUGAACAAUAAUCACUCGAGGGAAAACGAAAGUUCACAAUCGGACUGCGGUGAAGCGGGGACCUUUUCUCCGAAGGUCUCCGGUGGGAGAGCUCUGUAUGAUGACGGGCCUCCUAAUGACCCCAACGGCUACUUCCGGCACCCUCUCACGGCUGCGGAGACUGCCAUCAGUAGUGAAGCGUCUGCCUUAGCGUAUGAAUACAGCAAACUUCCGGCGCUGGACGCCAGUGGAAUGAAAAUUGGAGAAACUAAUGAUUACAAGGACAUCAUAAGAGCUAACCAAAGCCCGGAGCAGACUGGAGUGGAGGAAUCGGAAAAUGAGAGCGAAUAUUUGAACCUUGAGACGAAGUUCCUGAGCGAGGACAUCUGUGAGGUGAAUGACCAGGUACCCCCUCCCAUUGACCAUGUCAUCGAAGUGUGUACCGUCACCACCCCAGCCCAAGCCUCACAGCAACCUCCAAAGCGUCCAAAAUCAACCAGGUCCAAGGGCAAAAAAUCAUCAGGCAGAGGAAAAGGGCCAAUUGCUGUCACGGUGGAGCCUCGUUCUGCUUCAGUGAGGACCGAAGAAUCCCUGGAAAACCCCUUAAUGACCAAUCAACGCAUCAAGAACGGUAAUUCUACGUCCGCGGGGAACACGUCCAUAUUGUAUAAGAACUCACCCAUCGCUGAAGACUGCAGGAACUUUGGUGAAAUCGAACAGUGCGAUACAGAUCCAUUACUAAACUGUUGUUCUUCCGAAAAGUUCGAAGAGCAGAAAGAAUCGACAUUCAAAAUCAAAAAGGCCCUUCAUGAGAAACUGUGCAAAAAGCCAAGUGUUCAAGGCACCCAGGAAGUUCUGUUGAACGAUUCAUCAGUUACAAACUCAGAACCCGUGUCUCCCAAUGGAUAUUCUUCAGAUGCUGUGGCAGUGCUAGAAUCCAACGAGCUUCAUCCACUCAGCGUCUCUACGAACUCUCCAACAGAAAGUUUCUCCGAAGAGCAGACGACAAUGCACGAUUCCGUCGCCAUGUCUCUCGGUAUGCCAAUGGCUUGUGCCGCUUCCACACUCACCAAUACUAUUUCCCCAUUGGACAUUUCAAUGCAUCAUACUCACGAACAGUGCUAUUCUGGUCUCAUGGAUGUGCGACCCAAUCAACUUUUAGCGGGACAAUCCGAGCAGGAUCUCUUACAGAACAAUGCUAUUCAGCAUCAAACAAUGAGACAGAACUCUUACCCCGUUUCCACGUGCCAGUCCACAUACGCCGGUAGUGGCUACAUUUACCCCAUCACCCCUCCCCAAAUGAAUCACUCCCCUCCCGGCAAUGAAAUGAUAGAGCGUUAUCUCCAACAACAGCAGCAGCAGUACCACCAGGAACCGUCCCCGAGCUACGGGUACUACGGGGUCAACAUGAAGGAGAAUUACGCCAUGAAGUCCCCCGACAGCGGGUACCAGGAGCCUUGUCUCUCCCCCACCGACCAGCUGAGCAUUAUGUAUAACCAUGACGCCGGAAGUUAUGGCGAAGUAACAACUACUUCCUGCCAGAAAGUGGGCAAGCGUCGAAAGUCCGCACCGGCCGUCUACCAGAAACAGUUAUGGUCGGCCUGCGAAAAGAUGCCCUCUUUCGGGACAGUCAUUCCAAAACUACCAGAAGAUACCGCUGGGUACAAAUGUAUUCUGGAGACCCCAAUUUCUUCGGCUUGCAGGCGAGACGAGGACAGGGUCACUUAUUUAAACAAAGGCCAGUAUUACGGAUUGACUAUUGAGUACACCGGGGAACAGCUACCUCCUAGUGGAAUGGUUAAGAGUGUUAUUAUGGUGGUGUUUCGGGACGACAAGUCUGUAGAAGAUGAGCAGAAGGCUUGGGAGUUUUGGCACAGCAGACAGCACAGCCACAAACAGCGCGUCAUAGACAUCGAUACAAAGGACAGUCAAGGUGUACAGGCUUGCAAUAUUACCGAGGUGUCUUAUAAUGCUGUGUCCGUGCGCUGGAAUCCACGAGAUUCUCCGAUAAAGGUGAAUGUAGCUGUCCAUUGUCUCAGCACUGACUUCAGUAACCAAAAGGGGGUCAAGGGCUUGCCUCUUCACGUCCAGAUCGACACGUACGAAAACGCCCGAGAGGAUCCGGUACACCGAGGGUACUGCCAGAUUAAAGUGUUCUGUGACAAGGGAGCCGAAAGGAAAACCAGAGAUGAGGAAAGGAGAUUAAAAACACGACAGACCCCCGAAGGCCCUAACCAAGCCCGAAAACGUAGUCAUGACAACCACUACCACCCACCUAGCGAGCGGUCCGAGUUUUACAGUAUGCAAGACACAAAAUCAAUGCCCUUCCUUUUUACCCCGUCCGCGGAUGAAGACGGGAUUAAGAAAGCUGAGAAAAGUCCAUCACGUUUGUCAAUCAGCGGCUUAGACGAUGAUGGAAACUCAAGUUUGAAUUCCCUGGGGGACAGCUUUGAUGACGUCUUGUGUCCGCCAUUCAAAAGACAAAGGCGGGACUCCUACGAAUCAUUUCAAAAAGUGCUGCUGUACGUACGAGAACAUCAUGAGUCGGUGUUUACAGCCCUUAUGCUGCGGACUCCCACAUUACACGGUCUUUUAAAAGCGGUUGAGGAAAAAUACAACAUUCCUGUUGAAAAUAUCAAAAUCACAUACAAGCGCUCAAAGAAGGGAAUUAUCGUCAAAAUGGAUGACAACAUUGUGCGUCACUAUUCUCACGAAUCAACAUUCAUCAUCGAAAUGAACAAAAUUGGGGACAGUCAAGACUUCGAAAUCAUUCUGACGGAGAUCGAGGCGGUGCCGUCCUGUUGAUAGGAUGUUUGUGAACUACAAAUGAAAGUGCUCCUUCUCGCAAUAUGGCGGUUAACAUUCGGUACCGAUGGCAACGCCUAUUGCGGGAGUGUAUAAAACUAGUCUAAACCUGUAAUUCUCUUGAUGCAUCAUCAAAUGAGGACUCAGCUUGGUUAUAAUAUGCAAACUCUGUAUCAUCUGCCUCAUCCGCUCCGCAACAUAUAUAUGCAAUAUUACACAUAUCAUUCUGCUACAUCGGCGGACACACGAGUUGUUUCCCCUGCGGAAAUGACGUGAAAGCCAUGUAGAAAACCAAAACAUUCCAAGUGAUAUUGUUUGGAUUUUUAUCUGUUACACAAAGAAAAGGUUUAAUUUUAUAGCGUUGUUUUGUUACUGUUAUGCCCAUUGUUUUUUAUAAGGAGAAAUUACAAUGUAUAUUACAGUUAUUUGUACAAAGAAUCAAUUGUACAUAUCAGUGAAUACGUGUAUAGUUAUACAUGAAUUGUCUCAAAUAUUUGAUAUAAACUAUUGUUUUAAUUUUGAGAAAAAUUAAAAUAAAAAGUAGACAAAAUAUA